Molecule: messenger RNA, 873 nt
Organism: Myzus persicae (green peach aphid)
Lineage: Eukaryota; Metazoa; Arthropoda; Insecta; Hemiptera; Aphididae
Exons: 3
Coding region: 76-687 (203 amino acids)
Source: RefSeq, a predicted model, not a curated record
AUAUAGAGGUAGGUUACUAUGUAACGACAGACAUUCAUUUAGUUUUAUUCAAAGACUUAGCUCGUUCCAAAGAAAAUGAUGAUGAACUCAUUACCAAUGUUUCACAUGUUUGUUAUAACUGCAAUGGUCAUGAUUGCUGAUGGACAGAUAAACCGUUAUAUAAAUCCUACAUGGCUGGAAAUGGAUGCUAACAGUGAAUAUUAUCCUGGUGGUGAAGUAAUAAGUCAAAUCCUUCAAGCUUACGGUUUAGGAGAUAGUUAUGGACCUUCACGACUUAGAUCGUCUGUUCUUGAUCGGAAUGGUUACGGGAGAUCUUAUCCGAGAAACCGAAUUGUAAACAAUUUGAACAAUGCAUAUGACUCAGAUCCUUUACUAACUCAGGAAUACGUCGAUCGUAAUUAUGAUUAUGUUGACAACACAAUCAGGGGUUCUAACCAUAGGUAUAGGAAUAGUAUGAUUGAUAUUCCUCGAAGAACUAGGAUUAAUAUGGUUUCUGCGCCGAGGACUAUUUAUUACCCUGCCGACUACGUAGACCGAGAUCUUCCGUCACAAUCUUACUCUAGGUCAAGAUCAGUAAUUGGAGAUCCGGCGAUGUCCACGGAAUUAGUAGCAAGGGGCCGAGAAACAUCGAGACUUAUCCCAAGAUCCACAGUGGCAACCGAAACCAACGAAAAACGGAAAAUGUAGCCAUUUUCCAUACGUCCAGUAAUAAUAUCUAAUGUGAUGUGUGGCUUGGAUGGAAAAAAUUUAAUUAAAAUCUAGUAGUUUGACUCUAGAACACUUGUCCUAUAUAUGUUACACAGCUGGUGUAUAAUAAAUUGACUUCUUUCACGUUUCUUAUAUCUUAAAUAAUAAAAAAAAAAUAAUAUAUAA